UGGACCUCCGGUUCUACUCUGCUGCAAUGGGCGAACGGGUCCAAACUUCGGCGCAUACUCUCCGUUUCCUUGAUCAAUGAGGCAAACCUGUCUCGGGUGCCGACAGGGGUAGUCGUGCCCAUUCCACCACCAUACCCAAGGUUCCUAUAUAAGAUAUUAGUUUGUCGUGCUUAAUCCAACCAUCAAAACCAUCAUUCUCUUUUCUUUCAUCCCCAUUCAUUCUUUCUUUCUCCCCACACUCUUUUGCUCUGUUGAUCAUGAAGUACACAACUCUCUUCGCCGCUGCUGCGGCUGUUCUAGCGAACUCGGUUAAUGCUGGCGUCGUCGGUGCCGCUCAGGGUUUCGCCAAGGGAGUGACCGGAGGAGGCUCGGCUGCGGAAGUGUAUCCCAAGACCAAUGAUGAGCUGGUCUCUUACUUGGGUGACAGCCAGCCCCGUGUCAUCGUCCUGGACAAGAUCUUUGAUUUCACCGGCACUGAGGGUACGGAGACCACCAGCGGCUGCAGCCCCUGGGGGACGGGCUCCACGUGCCAGCAGGCCAUCAACAAGGAUAACUGGUGCAACAACUACGAGCCUAAGGCUCCCAAGGUUUCUUCCAUCACCUAUGAUAAGGCUGGUGUUCUCGGGAUCACCGUGAACAGCAACAAAUCGCUCGUUGGUAAGGGCUCUGCUGGAGGGAUUAAGGGCAAGGGUAUUCGCAUGGUCAGCGGCGCCAAGAAUAUCAUCAUCCAGAACAUUGCCAUCACCGAUAUCAACCCCAAGUACGUCUGGGGUGGAGACGCCAUUACCUUGAAUAACGCCGAUCUGGUCUGGAUUGACCAUGUUACCACUGCCCGUAUCUCUCGUCAGCACAUUGUCCUGGGUACCCAGGCCGACAACCGUGUCACCAUCUCCUAUAACCUGAUCGACGGCCGCUCCGAUUACUCCGCCACCUGCAACGGCCACCACUACUGGGGCAUCUACCUCGAUGGCUCCAACGACAUGGUCACUCUCCAGGGCAACUACUUCUACUACUUGUCCGGUCGCAUGCCCAAGGUUCAGAGCAACACCCUCUUGCACGCUGUCAACAACCUCUUCCACAACAUCCAGGGCCACGCUUUUGAGAUUGGCCAGGGCGGUUACGUCCUUGCGGAGGGCAACGUCUUCCAGAACGUCGACGCCCCCGUGGAGUCCCCCAUGUCGGGCGCUCUCUUCAGCUCGCCCGAUGCCAACACCAACAAGCAGUGCCAGGCCUACCUGGGCCGCAGCUGCCAGCUCAACGCUUUCGGUAGCUCCGGCACGAUGAGCGGCUCCGACACCAGCAUCCUGAGCAAGUUCAAGGGCAAGAACAUUGCCGCUGCUCGUGCCCCCACCAACAUCGCCAGCUGGACCAUGGCCAACGCCGGUGUUGGCCACGUCUAAGACGUCGUCUCGCAAUGAUGAAACUGGGAAUAAGACGGUCGUCUCCUUGGGACCCUGUUGGGACCU
Molecule: messenger RNA, 1466 nt
Organism: Aspergillus saccharolyticus JOP 1030-1
Lineage: Eukaryota; Fungi; Ascomycota; Eurotiomycetes; Eurotiales; Aspergillaceae
Product: polysaccharide lyase family 1 protein
Exons: 5
Coding region: 258-1400 (380 amino acids)
Molecular function (GO): pectate lyase activity
Source: RefSeq, a predicted model, not a curated record